AUAAGAGAAAGUUCACCAUCAUACAUGUUCAUAUCCUUAAACCGGUCAUUAAAUUCCCAUUGCAUUCCAACUAAUUUCCCCGCAACCGCACGCUAGAUGAUUAGCACCACUAGUGACCAAGUCCCAAGACUAGGUCCUUAGUCCUUGUGCCAACCAAGCAAUGACAGGUGUGUGUGCAAACAUUCCAUGAAAAAGCAACGAAAAAUAAAAGUUUCAACCAUGAUAACAUUCCUCAAAACAAAAUAUUGCCACGGCUCGGGUCAAACAAAUCACCAAUUGCUGCUGGAAUUGAGCCACAAGCAGCCAGCACGCGGGUUGACCCUCCAACCUCCGACGCAGUCUGGCCACCAUCGAUCGAAUCAUUGCUCCAUAACAUCCGAUAUCAUCCAUCAAUCCCGUCUCAUCCCCAUGUGACGAUCCAUGAAACACCAUCACCAUCAGCAGUAAGAAGCAGAUCAUCAAGGUCUCCGCCAUGGAGUCGUCUGCGGCGAGGAGGCAGCCCAGCACGAGCAGCAGCAGCAUGAGCAGCCAGCAGGUCUCGGGCUUCAGCAAUUACAGCAGGGCGGCCUCCGACGGGUAUCCAUACCCUUCUGGCUCCCCGGACACAUACCGGCACCGGCGGCAGGCGUCGUCGUACAGCGCCCCGUUUUCUUCCCAGCUGAGCCGGAGCUCAACCCGCAGCAGCAGCAGCUCGUUCAAGGCGGCGGCGCGGGGCGUCGCCGGCGUGUUCGGCACCUGCUUCGUGCCCCGGGUCAGGAAGGCCCAGUCAGAGCAAGAACCGGAGGUCUCUCAGGUCUCUCGUGGGAGCAGGAGUGGAGGGUACUCUCAGGGGAGCAGGAGUGCGGGCUUCCAUGUCUCCACGGAUUCAGCAGGGACAGGCAAAGGCAAGGAGGGUGCAGGGCUCACCGUUGCAGACAUAUUCAGGGCGACAUCGAACUUCAGCAAGAAGAACAUGGUCAGGGAGGGAGCUUCUUGCAGCGUCUUUAAAGGGAAGCUCAGGGACGGCUCCCAGGUUGCCGUCAAACGUGCCAGAAAGGUCUGGGGAAACAACAUCAUACUAAUAUUUGGCAACUGUCAGGAGCAACUAAUAUGUCUGAAUAUUUUGUUGCUGCAGUUAAACUGUCAGUAUCUAUCUGCUGAACUUAGCAGGGAGCUCGAGACGCUUCAGAAGAUCGAGCACCAGAAUUUGGUGAGGUUCCUCGGGUUCUUCGAGCAGAGAGAUGAAACUCUGGUCGUCGUCGAGUAUGUCGACAAUGGCUCCCUAAGGGAACACUUGGAUGAGUCGCGCGGAACCGGGCUAGAACUUGCGCAGCGGCUCAACAUCGCGAUCGACGUUGCUCACGCCGUCACCUACCUGCACGAAUACGCAGAACGGGCGGUGAUCCACCGGGACAUCCGGUCGUCGAACGUGCUGCUGACGGGCGCGCUGGCGGCGAAGGUGGCCGGGUUCGGGCUGGCUCGGGUGGCGGGCGACGGCGAGGCGACGCACGUGACGACGCAGGUGGUGGGCACGGCCGGGUACGUGGACCCGGAGUACCUGGGCACGCUCCAGCUCACGGACAAGAGCGACGUCUACUCCUUCGGCGUGCUCCUCGUGGAGCUCGUCACCGGCCGCCCGCCCAUCGAGCGCCGCCGCGGCCUCGAGCCCCGCGCCACCACCAAGUGGGCGCUGCAGAAGUUCCGGGGAGGCGACGCGGUGGUGGCCAUGGACCCGAGGGUGCGGCGGAGCCCGGCCUCGGUGGCCGCGGUGGAGGGGAUGCUCCGGCUGGCCGAGCAGUGCGUCAUGCCGGCGAGGCAGGACCGGCCGUCCAUGCGCCGGUGCAACGAGGCGCUGUGGACCGUUCGAAGGGACUUCCACCGGAGGCAGGAGCCGCGGCAGGACGGGACUGCCGGCGCCGCCGCCGCCGCCGCCGCCGGGGACAGGGGCUCCGAGUGGGUUAGCCGAUGAUGUCCACUCCACACGUGUAUAGCCAAAGUUGCCGUGCUUUGGAAAAUUCCGGCCACGACCAAUGUUUGUACUACGAAGAUUUUCAGUUCUUUUUAGUAGGAAAAAAAAAGGUUACUACACUUGUAAAGCGAAACAAGUUUAUGAACUCGUGUUUUGCAAAUACUUUUAAAUUUUGAACAAAUAAAGCAAAAGGAUCCGGAGAAA
Messenger RNA from Triticum aestivum (bread wheat), 2152 nucleotides. RefSeq names its product calmodulin-binding receptor-like cytoplasmic kinase 2. Lineage: Eukaryota; Viridiplantae; Streptophyta; Magnoliopsida; Poales; Poaceae. Gene Ontology annotation, molecular function: protein tyrosine kinase activity; ATP binding. The transcript is spliced from 4 exons. The record is from RefSeq and is a predicted model, not a curated record. Gene Ontology annotation, biological process: protein phosphorylation. The coding region runs from base 473 to 1948 and encodes 491 amino acids.